AUGACUGCCACUCAAAUCGUUCUCCUCCCCCUCUCUCAAUGGACCGAGAACCAUCUCACUGCAAUCUUCCAGGCUACGACAGCCAGCGCCCUUGAGACGGCCCUCGACGCAUUCCUGUCCAAGGACGCUGUCAUCACCGUCAAUGGGUGCACUAUCUCCCGCACCGAGUUCACGAACUUGUUGAGGGGCGAGAAAUUCGACGAGACUCACGCCUCCGUCUCCUUCGCAGGGGCUGUCGAAGCUCCUGCUGAUCCCCAAAACCCCGUCCUUGCUGGCUCUGUUGGAGUCUUUCUCACCGCCAUCGUGGACGAAGCCAUUAUUAUCCGAGAUGUUCCCGUUCAGGAGCAGACGACCGCGUCCAUCAAUGUUGUAAUUGAACAAGAUGCCAGUCUAGACCGACGAAGGGUGACAGUGUUGAAUGAAG
Molecule: messenger RNA, 424 nt
Organism: Laccaria bicolor S238N-H82
Lineage: Eukaryota; Fungi; Basidiomycota; Agaricomycetes; Agaricales; Hydnangiaceae
Exons: 4
Source: RefSeq, a predicted model, not a curated record